Molecule: messenger RNA, 951 nt
Organism: Cooperia oncophora
Lineage: Eukaryota; Metazoa; Nematoda; Chromadorea; Rhabditida; Trichostrongylidae
Source: the annotation of a GenBank genome assembly
AUGGCUGACGAGGAUGGCGAUGUCGUCUCGGACGUGCGACUGGCGAAUGCCCUCAAGGCGAGACUUUUGCUCAUGGUUGGCGGCGUCCUAGGUCUUCAUCGUCUCUAUCUUGAACAAAUACCUGAAGCAUUCAUCUACAUCUCGACCGGCGGAGUAUUUCUAUUGGGAGUUUUGUACGAUAGCUUCACCUUAGGCAAACAAGUUCAGUUCUACAAUAUGCUGAAAUUAGGCGAGGGAGAAGAGAUGAAGAAAUACAAGAAUGGAAAGCUGAUGACGAACCUGUCUCGCGUAGUGCCUUUUUCACUUCAGAGAUUUGCUGCAUCUGUUGCUUAUGCCAUGUGGCUUGGUUUCCUUUGUUGGACGGCCGGCAGUGUGACGUUCGGUAAAUCAACGCGUGACAGCCAUCUCAUGGUGUCAGCUUUGGCAGCGGCAGUGACGGCUGGUGUCUACAUAAUCGGGAAUUGCGGCAGAGAAUGCAGAGAUCUUGUGUAUAUGUGGCUGGGAAGCUUUUCAACCACUUUCAUUCAUGCGCCUGUCGUUACAACCAGCGUUCACGGGGAGACGAAAUGCGAAUUUCAGUUGCGUUUCAUCGAAGAUAACUUCUUGCGAUCUUUACUAUUUGCUGCCGUCGUUGCUACGUGGCUUGGCAACAGAACAGCGCGGACGAGGAGUUCCUUGCAUCGACCUUUCACGUGGAAACAUCUCUUGUUCUGGACCUCCUUGUUCGGUCUCCUACUUGGAGUCAUUGCUGUUGGUGCUACACGUCACAUCUUCCACAGACGUGUCUCAGCCACUGUCCGAGGAGAGUCCACCGUGACGACAUCAGUUGGUGCGCUCUUCUAUGACCGGUUCAUGGACCAGCAGCGUGCUCACAAGUUCUUCGAGGGUGAUCCUGCAUUGUCGUUUGGCUCUUCAGCGUCAGAUUCGGCAAAGGUGAUGACGAAAUUCUGA